Molecule: messenger RNA, 1479 nt
Organism: Tribolium castaneum (red flour beetle)
Lineage: Eukaryota; Metazoa; Arthropoda; Insecta; Coleoptera; Tenebrionidae
Gene: RanBP3
Product: Ran binding protein 3
Exons: 5
Coding region: 139-1257 (372 amino acids)
Biological process (GO): protein export from nucleus
Cellular component (GO): cytoplasm; nuclear pore
Molecular function (GO): GTPase activator activity
Source: RefSeq, a predicted model, not a curated record
UAGUGUUGUUUAAAACGGUGUUUAUUGAUUAUUUUAAAUCAUCCAAAGGCUGGAAAAGGGCAAGGAAAAGGGUGUUUUUCGUGUGGUGUUGGUUGCAUAGACAGCCGUCACUCUUUUGGCAGCUGGUUGAUUAGAAAAAUGGCGGAUACCACAGAAAAUUUGGACAAUAGUGGUAGCCUUAACCCCCCAAUAACAAUGAAAGUGGAUGCACCAGCGGAAGAAGACAAAACAGAAGCUGGUGACAACGAGAAAAACGCCAAGAACGAAGAAUUCAAAACGUGCACUCCUGAUAGAAUUCCAGUAACAAGUGUUACAACAAACCCGUUCGCUACUUCACAAAACAAAUUGGCAACGCGUGGCAUUUUGAAGCCUCCUCAGUUGAGUCUAAACAACGCUAACAAUUCCGCAAAACCGGCUGUUAUUCUAAAUCCGAGUCGACUGAACCCGUUUGCUAAACCAACAAAUGAUGGCGCCAAGGAAGAGAGCAAAACUGUUCAAUUGAACGGGGAAACACCAAAAUUCGUACCACUGGUGCAAACAGAACCAAAAACGAACUCAACUCAGCCGGUUGUAACAACGGCCAGCACAACCCUCUCGACAACUUCCUUCGUUUUUGGACAGAACCUACAGGACCGUGUUGUGGGCAGUGACGCGAAAGCGGACGAACCUAAACCUUCGACUAGUUUAAAUUCCAAUGGGACGUCGGAAAUGCUCUUUAGCAGCGCUAUUAAGAGUGAGGGCAAAACUGAUGGAACCAUUACCAGUAAAGAAACGAAGUCGUUGAGUGAGUCGGCGAGGGAGUACGAGGAGUCGAGGGCCAAUAAGAGGAAGUACGAAGAGGUGGAAAUUAUCACGGGGGAAGAGAACGAAACGAAUAUUUUAAACAUUAAUUGUAAAUUGUUCGCGUUUGAUAAGGCGUCUGGGAGUUGGCAGGAGAGGGGCCGAGGGGUUUUAAGGCUGAACGACUUUGAGGGCGAAGGGCACGCGCAAAGUCGGCUGCUUUUCCGGACAACGGGGAUUUGGAGGGUUAUACUGAACACCAAAAUUUGGGCGGAAAUGACUGUAGAACAGGCUAGUGAGAAAAGCGUGCGGUUCACGGCGAUGGACCCGCAAGGUGUGAUCAAAGUUUUCCUCGUAAUGGCUAGUAUUGAAGAUAGUAAACAACUGUACUCACAGAUCCAGCUUAGAGUGCAGAAAGAAAUAGCAGCCCAAAAACAUAAAAAACUUAAUGUAGAUAAAGACUCAGGGGGCAAUUAAAUUGUUUACUAAAUAAAACAUUUUCACGGUACCAUUGUGCAGAGUUCAUUUUGAUAAAACUACAAAUGUGAUGUAAAUUAAGUUUUAAUCUUUAAACAGUAACGUUUUUACAGAAGUUUUGUCACGCUCAUCGAUUCUAGUUAUUUAAAAUCUAAAAGUAUCAUUUAAUUGGAUGUGUUAUAUUUUGUAAUGAUAAGCAAUAAAACUUUGAAAAAAGUACAA